GGUGGUGAUAGGUGGAUGCCGGUGAGAGACAGUGAUGGGCAGGUGCGGGGGAGGAGGGGAGAGCAGAUCCACCGGGGGAUGGGUCAAAGGUAAGGAGGCAGGUGCCCCAUGGGGGGAGGGGAGUAUCCUAACUCACACCAGGCCCAGUUCACCCAUCACCACUGUGCUCCCUGACCCAUGUAAUCAACAUUAGGUUUAAAAUUCUCAACCUCGAACCCUUCCCCCCCCCCAGCUCCACAACCUCCAAAAACUUCUCCAACCCCAGCCUCCUGCUUAUCUCAUUUCUCACUGCUCCACAACUGUCACCAGUCCCUUCAGCCGCCGGGACCCCCAGUUCUGGAAUUUAAUGCAUAACCCUCUAUAAUCGUUCUCCCACCGCCCUAUCCCCUUUAAGAGGUGUCUUAGAACCCGAACCUCCAACAGCACGUUCAGGACAAGGAAGAAAGUAUUGCUUCCAACAUUCAGGUCAAAGGCAUGCGCAUGCACACUGAAACGUGCUAUUUCCAGAAGCGGCCAAGUUUGUGUUUCAAUCCACAUCACAUCUGAUUCUGUGAUAAAUUAAAAUGGUGUUAGAUAAUAUUUCUUGUGAUGACACUUGGGACUUUCUUUUUAACCUGAAAAGUUUGCUGCACUGAAUGCCUCGCCCUUGUCCCACCGAGCCUCAGUGCUGGCGAGCCGGGAGCCGUCUUAGUUUGAACGCCAAGUAUCCGCACGGACCUAAAGUUCAGCAAAAUUGCGUUCUUUUUCUAUAUACGCCAUCCCCUUUUCUUCCAAAAGCAACCAGUAGAAAAUGAUUGCCAAGUUUCAAAGCAAGCUUGCGUCCGAGUGCAAUGAUGCUCUAGAGAGCCGGAUUAAGUUCUUUCACACGGUCCAAAACUUGUUAAAAGUGUUCAAAUCACCCUCCCUGCUGUCUCCCGGCCGUUCCUGCGUCCCGAGGAGCUUCGGGACUUUCCAAGGCACGGUUCCCAAUUUUGAUAGUGGGAUUCGGAGCUUUCUCUCCAUUUCACAAGAAUUCCCCUUCCGAAGGAGUUUAAAUCGAUGGAGGAAAUGAGCGAGACCUUGCCGCUUCUGAAGGAAUUAUCGCCCCAGCGACCCUGUCCUACCGCCGGGAUUUCGUCAGAUGUGCUGUAUGGUAGCCUGCCACAUGCAGACAAUACGAUGAAAAAGCUAGAACUUUGGCACUGUCAUCCUAAUCAGUUGUCCAGAAAACACAGUGAUGUGGAUAGACAGAUGGCUCGUUGGAGACUCUAUGUAGCUUCUGCUAUCUGCUUCGUCUUUAUAAUUGCUGAAGUGAUAGGGGGAUACAUGGCUCAGAGCCUGGCUGUCAUGACCGAUGCUGCUCACCUCUUGACAGAUUUAGCCUCUAAGCUACUUAGUCUGUUUUCACUGUGGAUUUCUUCUCGACCUGCAACUAAAACCAUGAACUUUGGCUGGUACCGUUCAGAGAUUCUAGGGGCCCUGUUUUCAGUGUUGUCCAUCUGGGUGGUGACUGGGGUCCUGGUGUACCUGGCAGCCGAGCGACUCAUUUCCGAGGAGUAUGAAAUUGAUGGGGCAGUAAUGCUGAUCACGUCGGGCUGUGCUGUUGGCAUUAACAUUGUGAUGGCCAUCGUCCUUCACCAGUCUGGUCACAACCACAGCCAUGGCAGUACAAGAGAGGUCAGAUCACAUGACAUAGAAUCCACCCCCCAGCGGUCAAAGUUCAGUGCCCAGGUAAACCCCAGCGUACGAGCUGCCUUCAUCCAUGUGGUUGGAGACCUGUUGCAGAGUUUUGGCGUGCUGAUUGCUGCUUAUGUCAUCUAUUUUGAGCCUGAAUAUAAAUCUAUAGAUCCAAUCUGUACCUUCCUCUUCUCCAUACUGGUUCUUGGGACUACCUUCUUCAUCCUGAGAGAUGUACUUCGUGUGCUGAUGGAAGGUACUCCGAUAGGAAUGGAUUUUAACCAUGUGAAAGAGACUCUCCUGUUAAUAGAUGGAGUGAAAGCCAUGCACAACCUCCGUAUCUGGGCACUGACCAUGAACCAGCUAGUGCUAUCGGUUCACAUCGCCACCAACGAAGAGGCAAAUGCUCAGGUUAUAUUGGCUGAAGUUAACCAAGUGCUCCAGAGCAAGUUUGACUUCUACUCCAUCACUAUUCAAAUAGAGAGUUACUCUGACGUUAUGAUCAAAUGCAGGGAAUGCCAGGAGCCUAGAGACUAGCUGCACAGGUGCUUGGAAUUUCUCUAGUAUGUCUGAUAGAGACAUCUACUCUGACCACAGAUAAUCACAUGUGAAAAAGUUGUAUGGGAGCAAGAUGAUAUGUAAGGUGAUUUGACUUUGCACAUCACCCAGUUGCAGAUGUCUUUUUUGCAUGUUGGAAGCUCAAGAGUCAGGCUCUUGUAAUCAAAGAGCAGCUAUAAACGAGACUUCAAAAUUAUACGAGCAAUAAUGUUAAUAUUUGGUUAGGGGGCACUAGAAGGGAUUAUCCCUGGUUAUGCUGGUGUCCUUUGGGGAAAGAGAAUUGAGCUACACUUCAUGGAUAUACCAUGUUUUACGAAUUACUCUUCUGGCAUCUUUUGUGUCAAAAUGACUAAA
Pristis pectinata (smalltooth sawfish) is the source of this 2568-nucleotide messenger RNA. RefSeq names its product zinc transporter 2-like. Gene Ontology annotation, cellular component: plasma membrane. The record is from RefSeq and is a predicted model, not a curated record. Gene Ontology annotation, biological process: zinc ion transmembrane transport; response to zinc ion. Lineage: Eukaryota; Metazoa; Chordata; Chondrichthyes; Rhinopristiformes; Pristidae. The transcript has 8 exons. Gene Ontology annotation, molecular function: zinc ion transmembrane transporter activity. Bases 1039 to 2193 code for a protein of 384 amino acids.